AUGACCGAAGGACAAUCAACACCUCAACUGGCUCCGGCCGCCCAAGCUCCCCUCAGAUCGCAGAAAAUCACGGAAAUUAUUUCGAACUUUCGUCCCGCCAAGGGAUUUAACCCCUGCAAGAAAGAACCGUCGAAAUACGUGACCUCUCUAGACUUUGAUGACCAAGGCGACUAUCUAGUCGGCGCUGGUAGUGACGAAAGCAUUCAUACCUACGACGUGAAAGAGGGCAAAUUUACCAAAUCAGUUGCUAGCAAAAAAUAUGGCGUUCACCUUGCGCGGUUCACCCACCACUCUCGACAAGUCCUCCAUGCGAGUACUAAGGUUGACAACAAUCUGCGACUCUUGGACCUUCACAAUGAGGGCUACAUUCGAUACUUUACUGGAGUCACCGACCAAGUAACCUGUUUAGCCCUUUCUCCCGCCAGCGACGCCUUUCUUUCAUGCAGCAAGGACGAUACAGUGACGUUGUGGGAUCUGAACUCAAGGAACCCACAGGGAAAGCUCAAAAUUGCGACCCCAUAUCUAUCGGCCUUUGAUAAUUCCGGCGCAGUGAUUGCAAUCGCCUCUCAAUCUACCUCCGUCGUGCUUCUUUACGAUUUCCGCAACUUCGACAAGUCGCCCUUUUCCACCUUUGACCUUGCGCCGUGGGAAGAGAGAUUCACGCCGUCGACACGGGGACGAGCCUGGACUCGAUUGGAGUUCUCUAACGAUGGGAAGUCUUUGCUGCUUGGAACAGACUACCACGGCCACUACGUUCUAGAUGCCUACGAGGGAACAGUCAAGGCCUUCUUGGCUGGGAAGGGCGGAGCCUCUGGUCGUGCUGCACCAAUUUCCACGACCGGUAAACCCCUCGGACAAGGGGAUGCAUGCUUUUCCCCCGAUGGUAGAUUCGUUAUUGGCGGAAAUGGUGAGCAGCCUGGUAUGCUUGUAUGGGAUAUCAGCCGUGCGAGUGAGGCAGAACCUACACUGCAGCCCACUCACAGGUUGGACUACGCGAAACGCAUCGCCAUGGUAGAAUGGAACCCUCGGUACAAUAUGAUCGCCAGUGCCGACAAAGAAAUCGCCUUUUGGAUACCGGAAGAUCAUGCCAAAUCUUCCGAAAAGUAA
Molecule: messenger RNA, 1107 nt
Organism: Penicillium soppii
Lineage: Eukaryota; Fungi; Ascomycota; Eurotiomycetes; Eurotiales; Aspergillaceae
Product: WD-repeat containing protein SWD2
Exons: 3
Coding region: 1-1107 (368 amino acids)
Cellular component (GO): Set1C/COMPASS complex
Molecular function (GO): chromatin binding; protein binding
Source: RefSeq, a predicted model, not a curated record